UAUAUGUGUCCGCCGCUGCAUGCUGGGAUAUUCCCGGUGAACCCGGAGCGGAGGCUGCCCUUCCUUGCUGCUCGGCCGUCGGUGCACCAUGGCUCUGGGCUGCCUGCAGCGGCUGCAGGUCUGGCUCUUUAAGGCGUUGGUCGGACUCCUGUUCGCCGUCUUCCGUCUGCUGUCACCGAGCAGCGGCGUGUCCGGGAGGAAGCUGCCGCCCAUCACCGACCCUCUGCUGGCCCUGUCCGCCACGCAGCUGGCCAAGAAGAUCCGGAGGAGAGAGGUGUCAAGUGUAGAGGUGGUGCAGGCUUACAUCGACAGGAUCCAAGAGGUCAACCCUCUGCUGAACGCUGUGAUAAAAGACAGGUUUUCCGCUGCCCUCCAGGAGGCGGCUCAGGUGGAUAAGCUGAUUGAGGAGGAAACUGGAGGAGAGGAGGUUCUGGAGGACCGGCUACCUUUACUGGGAGUCCCACUGUCUGUCAAAGAGUCCUUCUCCCUGCAGGGGAUGCCAAACGCCACAGGUCUGAUCUCUAGGAGAGGAUUUGUUUCCACUGUGGACGCUCCACCAGUGGCACUGCUGAAGAGAGCGGGGGCCAUCCCACUGGGCGUCACCAACACCAGUGAACUAUGUAUGUGGUGUGAGUCCAACAACCACCUCCACGGCAUCACCAGAAACCCAUACGACCUGGACAGGAUACCAGGAGGAAGCUCAGGAGGAGAGGGCAGUAUUCUGGGAGGAGCGGGGGCAGUGAUCGGCAUCGGCGCAGACAUCGGUGGCAGUAUCCGCAUGCCCUGUUUCUUCUGCGGUGUCUUUGGUCAUAAAACCACUCCAGGUAUCGUGUCUAAUGAAAACCAGUACCCUCCUUACUCUGGCCGACAGGAGGAGUACGUCAGCACUGGACCCAUGUGCCGUUACGCUGAGGACCUUCUGCCCAUGCUCAAGAUCAUGGCAGGACCCAAAGUUAACAUGCUGUCCUUAAACACAAAGGUCGACCUCAAAAAGCUGCGGUUCUUCACCAUCCCUCAUGACGGAGGGUCUAUGAUGACAUACCCGGUCAACAAAGACCUGAUGCAGAUCCAGAAGCAGGUGGUGCAGCGUCUGGAGGCAGACCUCGGGGUGAAGGUCCAAGAAGUGCAUUUUCCUGAGCUCAAAUACGGCUUCCAGAUCUGGACCACCUACAUGGGCCUUCCAGACGACAAGGGGAAGCCUCCUCAGCCGUUCGCUGAGCUGAUGGGGGAACCAGGGCGGCCGGUGUGGCCUCUGUGGGAGCUGCUGAAAAGGUUUUUGGGAAAGUCGGAGCAUACGGCAGCUGCUAUUGGUCUGGGCCUGUUGGAGAUGAGCCCCUUGUCGAAACCAUCAGCCUCUGUCAUCCAGCUGAAGGAGAAGCUGCAGAAGGAGAUGGAGGAGCUGCUGGGCACUGAUGGGGUCUUACUGUACCCCUCCCACCCCAGAGUGGCACCUAAACACCACCACCCACUCUUCAGACCCUUUGACUUUGCCUACACUGGUGUGAUCAACAUCCUGGGUCUGCCGGUGACCCAGUGCCCUCUGGGUCUGAACGACGAGGGUCUGCCCCUGGGUGUGCAGGUGGUGGCUGGGAAGCUGCAGGACCACCUGACCCUGGCUAUGGCUCUGUACUUGGAGAAGACGUUUGGAGGCUGGAGGGACCCUGGAGCCAACUAGACCUUCACGCUAUUAUCAACGGCUAUUAUCAACUCAGACUGAGGAAUGUGUGUCUGCAUCGCUGCUUACUGUAACAUACCAGAAUGUUUUAGUGGAAAAGACUGAUUCUUUUUUUUUUUUUUAACCCGUAAAGACCCAAAUAUACACCAGUGACCAAAAGCAUCUCCUGAUCUAAAAUGUUUAAUACCUGCUGAUCCACUAAUUCUAUCAAUAC
Messenger RNA from Sphaeramia orbicularis (orbiculate cardinalfish), 1889 nucleotides. RefSeq names its product fatty acid amide hydrolase 2b (gene faah2b). The record is from RefSeq and is a predicted model, not a curated record. NCBI's taxonomy places the organism in Eukaryota, Metazoa, Chordata, Actinopteri, Kurtiformes, Apogonidae. The coding region runs from base 89 to 1675 and encodes 528 amino acids. The transcript is spliced from 11 exons. Gene Ontology annotation, cellular component: endomembrane system.